Aphanomyces invadans is the source of this 2570-nucleotide messenger RNA. RefSeq lists its product as hypothetical. The transcript has a single exon. Bases 861 to 1436 code for a protein of 191 amino acids. NCBI's taxonomy places the organism in Eukaryota, Oomycota, Saprolegniomycetes, Saprolegniales, Verrucalvaceae. The record is from RefSeq and is a predicted model, not a curated record.
UUCAGCGACCGACGUAGAACGCAGCCUAGCUGCAAGGCCGAAAAAAGUAGUCGCAGCCUUCGCCACGGCGUAACGACGCAGCGUGUGCCAUCUAAGAACUGUGAAAAACCAGUCCACAACUUCCAUUUAUCAAGUCACGGAGGAGGCAGCUGGCCCUCCGGCGGGUCCGUGGCUGGUGUCGGCGUUUCCGCGACAGGAGCUGGCGGGUAAAACCCAUACAAUUCCUGGAGCUGCCUGUUCUUCUGGUCCACGAUGCGCUGCCAUUCCCCGCUGGACUUGAGGUACUGCUCGAGGUGGACUUCGUUCGAAAACAAAUCUUCGUCGAGCUUGGCCUGCUUGACAACAGUGCCGGGCUUGUAGUAGCACCAUCCAAACUGGCCAUUCCGGUGAAACCAUCCUUCCUUCUGCAGCUCAGAGUACACUUUGCUAAACGUGGGUUUGAACUCGGGGGCGGCAGCCGACACGACCAUCGAUCUCGACGACACACGCGGUGCCUUUUUCGGUCUGGCGGCGGCCGAGGGCUCGUCGGGUUUUGGUUGUUUCGCCGGCGGCUUGAUUUUCCCACACGCGUCGCCCUCAAUCAGCGCCGACGUCGUGUGCUCUUGCUUGAGCAAUUCCGCGACGCGCGACCACACCGACGAUGCUUUGAGGUACGUUUCCAACUCGUCGGCCGUCGCAAACAUCGUCUUGCCGCGCUCGGCCGUCGCCACAUCCGCGUUCGGCUUGUAGUAGCACCACCCCGCUUCCGUCUUCGUUCGAAACCAUCCCUUCGUCUCGAGGUACGCAAACACGCUGGCAAACGUGGCCACAAACUUGGACUUUGACUUGACGCCCGAGACCUUGCGCUUCUUGGCCUUGGGAUGCGGCGAUGCCGUGGUCGGGCGCUUCGAUGGGGGACCGGCCGAUCCAUUCGACACCUGGUCGAGAAUGCGAUCCCACGUGCCGCGUUCAUGACUCGUCAAGUACAGCUCGACAUCAGUCACCGAUCGGAAAAAGUCCGUCCCCAUCACUGGAUUCGUCAUCGUCGCGUACGAUGGCCGACAGUACAACGGACCAACGCUAUCGCUCGACUCGGACCAGCCAUACUCGUUCGAGACCAGCACCGCCAGCACUUUGUGCAUGGGAACGGGCGAUGCAGUCGAAUCGACGGAUGUUUCCGCCACGUCCGAAGCCACCGCGCCACGUGGCGAGGCCGGGGCCGUGCCUCCAAAAUACGCCUGGACAGCGUCCUGAACGGAUGGAUACCGCGCGCCGGCACACUCGACGGCCGCCUUGUCCAAAUCCCGACCAAUCUGUGCGUUUCGGAGGUACGACCACGCGACUUGGUGUACACUGGUCAACGAAGCCGAUGCCAACGCACAUCGCAGCGCCGCAAGGCGGGAGCUGUGGCGCGCGCCAUCGGCGCCGACGAAAGUGACGACGCCGGUCGUUGCUGACGGCUCGACGGUCCACCCCGCGUCGUCCUGCAGAAUCGGCCACGACGCGUACAAGACAAGCUGGCUUUCCGUGUACGUCGGCGACUCGAUCGCGGUUUUCAACUGGGCCGUGGCGUCGGCCAGUUGGUCGGGUGUUGAGAACUCGUACGAUGCCGCGGCGGCUGCGCAGUGUGCAAGCAACUCGAUCGCGUGCAGCGGACACAGCGCGGCAGCAAACUGCGCGGCCUGCUGCAUCGCGAGUUGGUACAAUUCGUCGGCAGAGACCGUGUUUGCGUCGAAGGUCCAUGCGAUCGGGGCAGCGUCGACUAGCGGCAGAACGGCGAGCUGGUUCAGAUCUUGCAUCGUGUUGGCCCUGGCAAAGUAGAAGAGGACGCGGUCCGACAGCACGUCGAAGUUGGGAUGUAGCAGCUGCAGCAUCGUGACAUCCAUGCCCCACGCUUUGGCAACGUCAAACGAGUCAAACAUGACCACAGGCCACCUGAUGCCUUCGCAGAAACUGUCCGGUGUGAACGCGAGUUGCAGCGACACGCCCUGCGGCAACGAUGAAUCGAGGGGGAUGGACGAAAGGUCUUGGAUCACGGCGUCGUCGUAUGCGCGAUGUGACGGUUGAGAUGGUGGCGCCGCCAACGUCGACGACUGUGCGGACUUCUGCAGUUUGAGAGUGACAACGAGGGACGGAGUCGCAUCCAUGGCGGACGGCGUGUGAGGCGCGUUGUCAGGUGUGGCUGGAUCUGUGUUGACAGAAGUGUCCGUCGUGGGUGUUGUCUUGGAGUCGCGGUGGGUUUUCGACCGCAACCCACGCAAGCCGUCGUCGAUUUUGGCGAGGCACUUGCGCACGCUGUUGCGGUUGCUGUUCUCGAGUUGUGCUGUCAACGUCGCGAGUGCAGAUUCGAUCAUGUCGAGGGCCGUUUGGACCGUGACGGGUGGGGACGACGACUGCGCGGCGCCGUGGGCGAGUCGCAACCUGUCUUCGAGCUUGGCCGCGUGGGAUUUCUUUCCUUUCUUCAUCAAACUGCCAAUGCUAACAUUGUCGUCGUCGUCCAGUGCACCUGACCGCGCUUCCGACGUGUGCAAGAGGGUCCCCUUGGACGCCGCCAUCGUGUCCUCACUCCCCUGGGAUGGCUGGGAAUCUCC